AUGGAGCGAUAUGCACUUUCAGCUCUCUGUCUUGGUCUCUUCCUACUGAUCCAUCAAUCCCAAUGUACAAAUAAAGUCAUCUUCAUAUCCUUUGACGGAUUCCGUCAUGACUAUCUUGAUAUGGCCAAAGCGAAGGGCAUAAACAUCUCGGCAUUUGAAGAAAUACGAUCGCAAGGAUUUCAGGCCAUAGUUAACAAUGUCAUGACAACUCUAACCUUCCCAUCACACUUCUCCAUGGCUACGGGUAGGAAUGUUGAAAACCACGGUCUUGUUGGGAAUAAAUUCUACGAUCCCGAAACAGCCAAAACUUACGUUUUCACAAAUAACAACAACAAUAUUGAACCUGAGUGGUUUGAAUAUGCUGGCUCGGAAGCACUUUGGGCAACGAAUGAGAGACAUGGCUACCGGAGUGCUGUUUUUUCAUGGGUAGGAAGUGAGGCUAGGAUUAACAAUAAAUUAGCCUUUGCUACUGCGGGUGUCUACAACACAGCUUACAGUCUGAUUUAUCGAAUUAAACGAAUGCUCGAUUGGAUCUCCAGUGAUAGUUUCAAUCUUGGCAUGCUCUACUUCAACCAGCCUGAUAGUGCUGGGCACAGGUUUGGACCCGAUUCUCAGGAGGUCAUGCAAGAAAUAGAACUUUGUAAUGCCGGUGUUGCUUAUCUCCUUCAAAGAAUCAAGGAGACACCUUCACUAAAUGGUAAAAUAAACCUCAUCAUCACAUCGGAUCAUGGAAUGGCUCAGACUGGUGAAAAGAAUAAGAUAGUCGAUGUCUACAAUGUUAUAAAAGAUUUAGAGGUCAUUUUGGAUGAGUCACCUGCCACUCUAGGAAUUUGGCCCAAUGGUUCAACUACUGAAGAGAUAUUAAAUGCUAUUGAACCAUUAAAUGAAAAUGGUUUCAAGAAGUACAUGCAAAAUGAUAUUCCUGAAAGAUACUUUUUCAAAAGAAACUACAGAAUUGCUCCAAUUUACUUAAUAGCAGAUCUCGGUUGGAUGUUCAAAACUGGCCCUUCAGACUACGACCACUUGUAUGGUAUGCAUGGAUAUGACAAUGAGUUUCCAGAAAUGAAUCCAUUUAUGGUGGCAUCUGGUCCUGAUAUUGAGCAGUUCACUGAGAGACAGUCCUUCUUCCAAAUCGACUUUUAUCCACUCGUCUGUGCCCUUUUGAAAUUGGACAAACCCAAUCGAAUAGAUGGCAAAAUUGACCGUGUCUUACGAUUCAUGAAAAACCCACCGAGUGAAGAAUUCUUGACUCAGUUCCGCAAAUACGCUGAUGGUACCCUCCAGCACUAA
Molecule: messenger RNA, 1290 nt
Organism: Rodentolepis nana
Lineage: Eukaryota; Metazoa; Platyhelminthes; Cestoda; Cyclophyllidea; Hymenolepididae
Source: the annotation of a GenBank genome assembly